Microtus oregoni (creeping vole) is the source of this 5430-nucleotide messenger RNA. It is a transcript of the gene Zdhhc21, whose product is annotated as zinc finger DHHC-type palmitoyltransferase 21. Gene Ontology annotation, molecular function: protein-cysteine S-palmitoyltransferase activity. Gene Ontology annotation, cellular component: endoplasmic reticulum; Golgi apparatus. Bases 348 to 1145 code for a protein of 265 amino acids. Lineage: Eukaryota; Metazoa; Chordata; Mammalia; Rodentia; Cricetidae. Gene Ontology annotation, biological process: protein targeting to membrane; peptidyl-L-cysteine S-palmitoylation. The record is from RefSeq and is a predicted model, not a curated record. The transcript is spliced from 9 exons.
ACGGCGACGGCGGCCGUGCCUCCCGCGCGAGCGCGCGGGCAUGCCGACACCCACUCGGCCGGUCCCGGCGCCCCGGCUCCCGGAAGCGGAAGGGAAGCGCGGCCCGGCCUGGGCGGCGGAGGCGCGGAGCCGAGUGGAGAGCUGCGGAGCGGGCGGCGGCACUCACGGAAAACUGUUCUGGAUGGGAGGCCUGUAUGAUGGGAUAAGCACUAUAAAGAAAUAAAUCAAAGGAUGAGUCAAGAAGACACUGCUUGUAAAUGCAAGUGCCGGGAAAAUCACAGCUCCUCGCCGUGAACUCGCAGUGGAUUGUCUUCCUGUGGGUUGGCAGGCAGUUCUAGGACUGCAGAAUGGGGCUUCGGAUUCACUUUGUUGUUGACCCACAUGGUUGGUGCUGCAUGGGUUUGAUUGUCUUUGUCUGGUUAUACAAUAUUGUUUUAAUUCCCAAAAUUGUCCUCUUUCCUCACUAUGAAGAAGGACAUAUUCCAGGCAUUUUGAUAAUAAUAUUCUAUGGCAUUUCUAUAUUUUGUCUGGUUGCCUUAGUGAGGGCCUCCUUAACUGAUCCUGGAAGACUCCCUGAAAACCCCAAGAUCCCACAUGCAGAGCGGGAGCUGUGGGAGCUGUGCAACAAGUGUAAUUUGAUGAGGCCAAAGCGAUCCCAUCACUGCAGCCGCUGUGGCCACUGUGUAAGAAGGAUGGACCACCACUGUCCUUGGAUAAACAACUGUGUGGGUGAAGACAACCACUGGCUCUUUCUGCAGCUGUGUUUCUACACUGAGCUUCUGACUUGCUACGCACUGAUGUUUUCUUUCUGCCACUAUUAUUAUUUUCUUCCACUAAAAAAGCGUAAUUUGGACCUCUUUGUUGUUCGGCAUGAGCUGGCUAUCAUGAGACUAGCUGCCUUUAUGGGCAUUACCAUGUUAGUUGGAAUAACUGGACUCUUCUACACACAGCUGAUUGGCAUCAUCACAGAUACAACAUCUAUUGAAAAGAUGUCAAACUGUUGUGAAGAAAUAUCACGGCCCCGAAAGCCAUGGCAGCAGACCUUCUCAGAAGUUUUUGGCACUCGUUGGAAGAUCCUGUGGUUCAUUCCUUUCAGGCAGAGGCAACCACUGCGAGUUCCCUACCACUUUGCCAAUCACGUCUAAACAGAUGGAUGGUGGGCACAGAUGGGUCCUCCAUGCUGGAAAUGCGUUACAGGUUUUAUGAGAAUAGAACUAUGACAGUCUUCAAGUCAAUUAAAAUCCACCCACCAAUCUUAGGCAUCAUAAUGUGCCCCAGGCUUUAUUUUAAUAGUGAUCUUGAUCCUGUUGUGGGGCUAAUACAAGAUCUAUAUUUAAGUUUUAAAAGCAUGUUUACUUUCAAAUUAGCCUUUCAUGGGGAUUUCUUUAAAUGCUUUUGUUACUAAACUCAAAAGGCAGUGAUUGGGAUGAAAUAAUUGUACAUAAAUUUCCUUCACUACUCACAGUAUUUUAAAUUUUAAUUUAUAAGAAAUUUGAGGUGUUUAAUGUUUACCUUUAAAUAGUACUAACCAAAUUUGAAUUUAAUUCUUCAGGUUUACAAAACUUGAUAUACUUUCUUAGAUGUAAAUUUUCUUUUUUGAAUAUAAGUUAAAAUGCUUUUCACUACUUCCUUUUCUAUGUGCUGCAGGGUUUUUAAUAUGCAGUGUAGGGUGAGCAACAAAGGGCAGUUAUUGCCUGGGAGCAGCUCUCUGAUGCUUCCUUCUUCUUUCCUGCUCAUCCAAAGCGAGAUACGACACACGAGGUUAAUGCACCAACUACUACCUUAUUAUAAAGGAGAAAUUAAUUUUCCCUUCUGCUGCAGUUAUUGAUUGCUGUUAGAAUGUUUGCUCCCAGGAGAAAUUUGUGACCAGUCAGGCAUAUAUUCCUGUUUUACCCUAAGAUUCUAGUGACUGAAAAGGAUAGGAAGUUUGCAAUAAUUCCAGUUACUUCUUCAAGUGCAGUUAUAUCAGAAUGCAGAUGUUUUAAAAUGCGAGUAUAACUGGAUGGUAUGUAAUACACAGUAUAUAAAGGAAUACUGUGUUUUAAAGUAUGUAUAUUUUUACUUAUCUGCCAGUAGAUCUUACUGUGCAUUUUGAAAGUUUAUAUAUUAUAUGAUAAAUACUGGUCAACUCAUAUCAAAGUUUAAAAGUAGAUCAUUAACUUUAUAUACCAGUAAUCACCCAGGUUGAAAUUGAAUUUUCAUUGCCUAGUUAUAAUUUGCAUCACUCUAGAGACAUUUUAUUAAUUGCUGAUGUCAGGAAAUUAUCUUCAAAUAGAAUGAUCUGUGGUAGUGAUGGUCCUUGACAAACAUGGAAUCUUUUUGUAUGCGAAGAAGUUUUGUAUGAUUUCAGUUUUUUAUUUAGAAUACAGCAUAUCCACAUGUAUGAAAAGUGUGUGUGCUAGUGACCUUUCCCCUGAAAAUGAUAUUGAACAAGUCUACCAUUCUUGAACCAUAUACACACUUUACUUUCAGGUAGUUGUGAAGUAAGGAAUCAUAGCUGGGAAAUACUGAAACAGAGAUUAUUAUUGUUAGCCAGUCAGCUAUACUGUGACUAGUUCUUUCAGAUACUGUAAAUGUCUUGUAAAAUUUCUGAAGGAAUAGAAUAAUCUCUUUUCGGAAAUAUUAAUACCAUAUUUUCAUGUUCUAAUUAUGUUUAUUAUUUAAAAACUUAGAAGUAACAGAUGAAAAUAUUUAUUGGUGCUAAGACAUUUAGUAAGUUUAAUAUAAGAAAUAUUUAUAAAGGUUAGGAAACAUAAAAUUUGUUUAUUUUGGGCAAAGGGGUUGGAUUUUGUGCAAGCUGACUGACUAAAUUGGCUGAUGAUAGAUUCUAAAAGGAAGUGGUGUAUAUAUAAUGUAGGGAGAUACAAGUUGAUGACUUCAGCUAUAUGUAUUCUGUUCACAUAAGACCUGGAGCAUUCAUAGCAGAGCCAGUGAAGGCCCAGUAUGGAGCUUUGUAGACUUGCUUAUACUUUUGGAGUAGCAAUAGCUCUGACAUGAGAUAAUGGGGGUGUUCUCUUUCCCGUGUUGGGAAUGUGUGGGUCUGGUUUUCUUAGGUUUAGGCACAAUCUCUUCCCUUUGUCUGUACUCUCCCAGGUCCUGAUAUCCCUCUGCGGUUUCUUUCAGUUAUUGGACUACAAACCAAUGCACUAGUUUGAGCUACAGAAAUGCUAUUAUUAAUGUAUUUACAUAAUCUAUAUUGCAGUAUAUCUAUAUAUACUUAUGCAGUAUUGUCAAAUGUUUAUGUCUGCCCCCGCUAGGGGUUUGUAAUCAUUACUGGAUUCCUAGAGAAAAGCCUGUUGGCCCCUUCCUAGGGAUUAAGCUCCUGUGUUCUUCCUGCGCCCUCUUUUGGCUAAUUGAUGUAAUUAUUCUGGCUCUAGAGGCUUUUACUGUCCUAUUAGUACCUUCAAUCUGUGAACAUACGAGAGGUACACACGUAUGGGAAUAUCUGUAUAAAAGUGUAAAGUUUUAUGAAAAUUGAAAAUGAACGUGUUGGUGAUGUUUCUCCUAGGUGAAUUGCUUGGCUUCAUGUAUGUAUAUUGUACACUUUACUGUCAAUCACAAAUUUAGAUUAGGACAAACUAUUUCAUACUUUACUUUAAGCCUUAUUUUGGUAACUUGUUAUCAUUAUGAAAACUUACUUUAAAAUUACUAUUUUAUUACAGAACAAAACAUUUAUUACAAUUACGAUGGCAACCAUAUCAUCCAGUGUGUUUUGCUGGAUAUCUAAAGAAUACAUUUAAUUUUUUUCAAUUCAGUUUUAGAAUAGUCCCACACAUAUACAGACUCAAUUGCCUUAACAUAAUCAAUAAUUGAUUAUAACAAUACUAUUUUUUCUUUGCUUUUUAAAAAGCCUUCUCAGUCAGAGUUAAGUCUUUAGGUACAUGUGUCACUCUGAAUAACCGUGGGAAUAACUCCAUAUGUGGAGUGGUGGAAAGCAGCUGAGCAGGAGAUUUCCUAUUAGUCUGCAUAUUGCAUUGAAGGCUUUAUUUGUAAGUUUUAGCCAAAUGUGUGUCCAGUGACAUUUUUACAUUAGCAGAAUCAUUUCUUGGGCCUCCAGAGUUAGAGUGUUAUUACUGGCUACAGUUACACUUGGUGAACAAUUAUAGGGUUGGGCCUGCAAGGUGGCUCAGUACAUAAAGGGAUUUGUUGUACAAAACUGAACCCAUUUUAAGGUGAAAGUGAAGAAAAAAACAAAAACCAAACCAAACCUUAUUCCACAGAGUGGUCCUCUGACCUCCACAAACCUUAUUCCACAGAGUGGUCCUCUGACCUCCACGACAUGCCUCCUCCCCAUCAUCUCUCUCUGUCUCACUCUCGUGCGCGCACACACAUACAAGUUUUAAAAAUCUAAUUGGGUGAACUUAAUGUAGGCAAUAAUGGACUGAGUUCAGAGUCUUCUAAACAUUAAGCAAUCUGUUAAAGAGUCUUAGUGCUUUGCAACCAGACUUAGGUUUCAGAUUACUAACUUAGGUGAUGUUACAUGAAAAUAAAAGCACUAUUUUGUUUAAAAAGUGUAUUAAAAUAGUUAAUGUAAGAGAGCCAUUUGCAAUUGUAGCUAACACAGUAUCUCUUUUUCAGAAGACAGUUUACUUAAUAGUGAUAAAGUAUGGCUGGGGUGCCUCAGUGACAGAGUGCAUGCACAAGACACCCUGGAUUCUCGACCAGGGUAAGAGCGGAAGAGAUGCAGAGGAGCUGAGUCCAAUGUCUCAACUAACACCAGAGCAUCUCACUAGUGUGUGGAGGUGGUUCCAUUAAGGAUGGCAGCUCAUUCUAACCAUUCUUAAUCAGACUUUAGGUUACUUCCGUACAAGUAAUUAACUGUUUUGUGCAAAAGAUGUGUUAAUUCUAAACAUUAAUCACAAAAACUCAAAUUAAGAACACACUUCCAAAACAGGAGGUACAAAUGAAUUUAGAUAAAAGCCAGAUAGUUUUCUGUAUUAGAUCAUGGGUAGUUGAAUGUUCUUUCACGUAUUGCUAAAAAUCACAGUUUGUCUUGCAGUGGCUUAAUAUGGCACUAAUAUUCAUUAGCAUAUGCUAAUUUUGUCUAGGCUGUUCUCUGACUAGUUCUCUUGUAUGUCAUGUAUAAGUAGAUAACCUAGCUACAGUUCACUAAACUAUAGUACUUCAUUAUGUAAAUUUUGAAAUGGACUCUACUAUACAUAGAUAUAUUGGGAAUUUAUUACAAACAUUAUGUAAUUUACUAAUAGUUAAAACAUUAGACUUUCAUACACCUUUACUAAUGCUUUGAAAAUGACAAGUAUUGGCAAAUGUAGUUAGUAAGUCCUAUAAACUUAGUGUGUUCUACUUGCUCGUAUUAACCAUGUAAUUAACUAAUGAGUGAGUAUAUGAUUUAGUAUCCACAUCUGUUGCCUUCUGUUGCAGGUACCAUGCUCGGAAUUUAUCUACAAAUAAAAAUUUUAGUAUAAUUUA